Messenger RNA from Xenopus laevis (African clawed frog), 1647 nucleotides. RefSeq names its product cell growth regulator with EF-hand domain 1 L homeolog (gene cgref1.L). The transcript is spliced from 6 exons. Lineage: Eukaryota; Metazoa; Chordata; Amphibia; Anura; Pipidae. The record is from RefSeq and is a predicted model, not a curated record. The coding region runs from base 16 to 966 and encodes 316 amino acids. Gene Ontology annotation, molecular function: calcium ion binding.
GAAGGGUUACUGCUGAUGCAGAGGCUGCGUGUGGCAGUGCCAGGGUUAAAGCUGAUGUGUCCAGGGGCGGGGCAGCACUGCAGAGAGGAGGUGACACUGCAGAGGAUCAGACUGACAGUUGCACAGACAGACAGACAGACAGACAGACAGCUGAGGGGCUCCAAAAUGAGAGGUGUUUGUGCUCUGCUGCUGCCUAUACUUCUGGGUCAGGGAUGGGCCGCUCCUCGGACAAUACAAGGAGGCAGGUCUGAGCAAGAUGGCAGCGUACAGAUCAGAAACCCAUUCUCCAAGGGACCUGAAGAGCUCAGCCUCCUGCAGGAGUAUUUGAAGAAGAAGGACCCACUGGAAACCAAUGCCUCAAACCUAAAGAGAGAGACGGCUAUUCUUCACCUCUUCCUCCUCCAUGACUAUGACAAGAGUGGGCAUCUCGAUGGCCUGGAACUCAUGCAGCUUCUCAGUGGGAUCCUGUCUCACACAUCACAGGGAGAACCAACCCAUGAAUCUGUAAUACAUAUGGUGGAUGAAGUCUUAGAGAGACAAGAUCUAAACAGGGAUGGACUUCUAAGUGCUCCUGAGCUUGUGACUCCACCAAUCUAUGCAUCUGAGGAGGAUGUCUCUCAAGACAAUGUAUCUAUGGCCAUCCCACCACCUCAGGAACCACAGGGACUGGACAACUCAGAGACUCCUACAGACACCAAUGAGAAACAAGAUGAGAAGCUGCAGGUAAGACCUUUGGAAGUUCAGGCUCUGGAAGUUGAAGAUACCCUCUCCAAGCAAGAAGCCGACCAUCAACCUUCACCAAUUGAGUCUCAGGUUUUACCCGAGCAAGAGAACAAGGAGAACAAGGAAGAGGACAAUUUACAAGAAGGGGAAGAUGACGCUGACGAGACUGUUUGGGACAUCAUAACAGGAGAAGAUGGACAACAAAAGGAAGAGACUGAAGGGAGGACAGAGGAUGAGAUAUGACUGGCAAUGGAAUGGAACUAAUGCUACUUGCUGCCUUGUGCAUGGAGGCCUUCCCUGAGGAGCAUGUUCAGGAAUAACAGCCGGUGCCCCAGAAGGAUGACGAGACAAAGGGGAGUAGCAUAGAACAUAGUGUUACUGGGCAUCAAUAAUGGUAACGUUAGAGGAAGGGAACAAAACUGAUCUUAUAAUUCCUUUCUUGCGGUUGUACCCUCUUGCGGGUAAGAGCAAGCCAACCAUGUGGGCAAUUCCCCAAUGCAAUUAUGAUGUAAAUAAUCUUAUUUCAAUGCAAAUUUAUGGAUUUCUCUUAAAAUGUAUUUUAUUUGGAACAAGUCAUGGUUGCACAGGCUUCAGAUGUGCUGAUGACCUCUAAAGAGCAUUAAAGUGCCCUGUCUUGGUCUCCGCUGGCUGGAGAUGCAUGGAACGCUACAGAAAAUGUGUAUAAGGUCCAUAAUGUGAUUAGCUUGUUACUACUCAGCACAUAGUAUAUCCCAAAAACAUGGACUUGUUAUGGACCAUUAAUAAAGAACAUCUUGAUCCCAAGCCUCAGGCAACUGCUUCUUCUUAUUGGGUUGAGAUUAUUGGUGAGUGCCUGGCCGUGUCUGUUCCCUCAGAACCACUUAUUUCUGCUAAUUCUCAGGUUUCUUGUAAUAAUAAUAAAUGUCUAAUAAAUAAUAAAAUAUG